Nicotiana attenuata is the source of this 636-nucleotide messenger RNA. RefSeq names its product mucin-1-like. Bases 1 to 636 code for a protein of 211 amino acids. The record is from RefSeq and is a predicted model, not a curated record. Lineage: Eukaryota; Viridiplantae; Streptophyta; Magnoliopsida; Solanales; Solanaceae. The transcript is spliced from 2 exons.
AUGCCAAAAGAAGUCAAAGUAACACCGUUUUUAACUUUGUACCCACUCCCUUCUAUACCAUCAUCUUCACCGGGCUUUCAUAGUAGUCGGCAUGGUGGCUCACCAGCUGUUGAACCCCCGGAAUUUUAUGGUAGUCAGCAUACUGGCUCACCAGCUGCUGCACCCUCGAGCUUUUAUGGUAGUCAGCAUACUGGCUCACCAGCUGCUGCACCCCCGAGCUUUCGUGGUAGUCAGCAUGGUGGCUCACUAGUUGUUGCAUUCCCGAGAUUUCAUGGUAGUCAGCAUGAUGGUUCGUCUUUUAUUGCUCCAUCAUCUUCCAGUCCAUCAUCAUCAUCCAUUCCCAGCAUAUCUAGGUUGGAUAUUGGAGGCUCUCGCCCAACUACAUUUAGUGCUGUUUCUGCAUCAUCUAGUAGACGCAAGCAGAAUCUUGGAGGGGAUGCAGGAGGCGGAGCACAAACCCCUAUCGCUCGUGCACUAGGGCAUGUUACUGCCAUUUAUCAGAUUCUACGGGUACUACCUAUCGGCGGAGUUCAGCUGAUUGCAGUGGCUAGAAUAGAGAACAGACCAUAUGCGACCAUUGAGAAGAAGAAGCGGCUAAGAUUUACUGAGCUUCAUCCUCCCCAUUUUUUGCGGUGA